Molecule: messenger RNA, 4569 nt
Organism: Plasmodium fragile
Lineage: Eukaryota; Apicomplexa; Aconoidasida; Haemosporida; Plasmodiidae
Exons: 2
Coding region: 1-4569 (1522 amino acids)
Biological process (GO): DNA-templated transcription
Cellular component (GO): RNA polymerase I complex
Molecular function (GO): ribonucleoside binding; DNA binding; DNA-directed RNA polymerase activity
Source: RefSeq, a predicted model, not a curated record
AUGUUGCAGAAUAAGCAGGGCGUGAGCAGCAGGCUCGGUGUACCUGCACGCGUGAACAAGGAUAACGGACGCUGUGCCCCUGCUGGGGAAGCGGAGGAUGUGAAAAAAAUAAACUUAAAAAUUACUGACGAGGAAAUAAAGCUACAUCUGAAAAUAAUCGAGGCACUGUACCCCAACAUGAAGCCCAAAGUAGAUAGGCUUAUCAACGGGACGUACAACAUUUUCACAAAAUUUUUAAUACAGUCUCAUAUAGACGACUACAACUCCUUCGUCAAUGUGUACCUGAAAAAUAUGCCGGAGAGCAUCCCUGUGGUGGAAUUUUCCCCCCAUAUGAACACAUACGCUACGCAAAACUUUAACAAAAAAUCAACAGAUUCGAUCAAGUUUUAUGUAAGUGACAUAAAAAUAAAGAAUCCCGUGUUGAAAAACGACAAGGGGGAAACAAGAAACGACUAUCCCUAUUUAUGCAAAAUGUCAUCGAGAACGUAUGAAGGAGAAAUUACUAUAAAAAUUAACAAAAAAACGAAUGAUGAAAUAAUCAGCACUACGGUGAGUGCAGGGUACAUCCCUGUGAUGGUGUUGUCAAAUUUGUGCAAUCUAAGUAGCUUAAAUAAAAAAAUGCUACCCCAGAAAGGAGAAGACGAAAGCCUAUUAGGAGGAUUCUUCGUUAUCUCAGGACACUUAAAAGUGAUUAGAUAUGUAAUUCACCCAAAGUACAACACUAUUCUACUUAAUGAGGACAAUAAAGUGCAUAUGAAUUGUCUACUAAAUGAUAAUUCUGUUUAUGUUAACUUUUUGUCUUGUCCUAAAUUUGAUUUCUUUACCUAUGGUGCCAGAUAUCAAAAUUCCAUCUUGACAGCCCCUCUGCAUGUCAUUCUGUUACUUCUAAGUCCCAUCAAGAAAAAAAGUUACUUAUUCAGUAAAAUGAAAAUGGGCAUAAAAAACGAAAAUGCAGUCAAGUAUAUAGAGCAAUAUAUCCAAUCCAUAUUUAUAAAAAAUGGACUAAGCGAAAAAGAAGUUUUUGAAAAAUAUAAUUUGAAAUAUCUAGGCAGCUCUUCCUAUUUCAGGAGGGGUAUAUUUCGUUAUAGUAUCGCAUCUGAUGAAAAAAAAGGCAAGACAAUUCUUAAGUAUGUCAUCCUACCUCACAUCCAGACCUACUCAGAGAAAUUUGAAACUGUUUGUAUGAUGUUUAAGACCUUAAUUCUUAGCAAAUUUAAAUUAAUCGCUCGAAUUAAUAAGGAUUCCCUCGAAAACCACGCAGUCACGACGUGUAGCCAUUUGCUGUCAAAUUUGCUCAAGGAUCAAAUAGUGACUUGCCUCAGCCGCUUAACUUACAGAUAUUCCAGGAACUUUUACAAAUUUUACGAAAAAAAAUAUGACUCCUUUAAGGUGAUUGUGAAGCAGAUUUACCUCCGUUACAAGAAUAUGGUUAUGGACGAGCUGGACGAGCGGCACCUGAAUUCGGUACCGCUGCAGGGCGAUGAGUCGGAUGUUGUCAAGGCGGCAGAUUCAGGCAACCAACUCGCCAUUAGCCAUAAAAGCGAAUCGGUGAAAAAGCUCAAGUCCCUCUUCAUCGAAGAGAAGGAAAAGCUCUUUAGCAGCGUCGAGAGCUACAUUCGGGAACUGUACAACGACAACCAGCUCUUCAUAGAAAUCGCAAAGUCCUUCACCACGCUCAGCGUGCCCAUCAUAUUCUUUUUCAAGACGGGAAAUAUUUCUUCAGAAAAUAUAGGGUACCAACAAAAAAGCGGGUGGGUCAUCGGAGCAGACGAAAUUAACAGUCUCCGAUUUAUUACAAAUUUUCGAGCAAUACACAGAGGAUGUUUUUUUCAAGAUGUUAAAGUUUUAAGUCCAAGAAAAUUACUAGGGGAGUCAUGGGGGUUCAUAUGUCCUGUCCAUACGCCUGACGGUUCCCCAUGUGGUUUGCUAAAUCAUUUGUCACAGUUUAGUUACAUCCACAAUGCGGCUACCAACGAAUCACACAAGUUUAAUAUAAAAUUGUACUUAAAAAAAAUUGGAGUUAACGUAAAUCUGGAUGAUACUAGUGGUAUCCCUACAAUAUAUGAGGACCAAACUAUCCCCAUCGUUGUGGACUCGGUUCCUAUAACGUACAUAAGUGAACAAGAUUUCAGCAGAAUUGUUUACAAAUUAAAGUAUGCAAAAAAUCAUAACCUAUACAAUUUAAAAGCCUACUUCGAAAUCAAUGCAUACUUGAAUGAACCCCUCCUCAUGAACUCCAUAAUAAUUAACACCUUCCCCGGAAGAUUGAUCAGACCCUUGUUUAAUUUAAAAAUGAAAUGCAUAGAAUACAUCUCCCCGUCUUAUCAACCUUACGUAGCUAUUGCUAUAAAUUACGAAGAUAUUAAGAAGAACAAUUUAGCUAGAAAAAUGUUAAGGAUGAAGGAACGUUUAGUUGGUUCCAAAAAAGGGACCCAGCAAAAAAUGACCAUAAAGGAGCAGUAUUUGCUUCACACCAGGAGGAAGAAAUUGGCGUCCUCCUCAAAGGGGAGUGCUAUGCAGAAUUGCAGUUCUGUGGAGGAGGGACGACCCGGGGUAUCCGAAUCAGCGAUUAGCAAGAAGGUGAUGCAACUUUUGGAAGAAGGUGAAAGUGACGAGGGGGACCAUACAGAUGGCCAAGGAGACCGCACCGAUGACGAGAACGACUACGUAAGCAGCUCGAACUAUGACUCUAGCGAGGACUCAUGUGGGGAAGGAAGCGAUGGUAGAAGUGAUGGCAAACCACGCCACAGCGUACCGCCCACCUCCUACACAGACAGCGACGAAAACGCAAACCUCGACAUCUACGAACAAAUGCCGCAAAAGUUCGAAUACAUGGAACUGAAAGAGACAUCUUUCCUGUCCUUCCUGGGAUCCCUGACCCCCUUUUCCGACCACAACCAAAGCCCGCGUAACAUUUACCAGUGCCAAAUGUUGAAGCAGACGAUGGGUAUACAAAGCUUAAACAUGAUGUAUACAUUCUCGAACAAAAUAUAUAGGAUGAUUACUCCACAAUUACCGCUAGUCGUCACAAGAGAUUACGAACUAUAUGGGGUAGAUAAUUUUCCUAGUGGCACCAAUGCAGUUGUGGCCAUUUUGGCGUACACAGGAUACGACAUGGAAGACGCACUGAUUAUAAACAAGUCUAGUGCAGAAAGAGGUAUUUUCAGGACCCAUAUUUACAAAACGGAAAUUAUCGACUUGGAGAAAAAUCAUGGCCGUGGCGAUUUUGUACUAGGAAAUAAUGUAAGAUACAUGAAUAGCAAUUCAGGGAACAAUGCCGCCAACAGUAACAGUGCUAGGCAGAGUAACAUAAACUUUCAGUACGAACAUAUGGGUAAGAUGUUAAAUAAGGACGGCUUGCCUCGCGUUCAACAGAAGAUAGUCGAGUCGAAUCCACUAUACUCCUAUAUCAAUAAAGGAAACGGACUAACCGUGUACGAGAAAUUUAAAGCACAUGGAGAAUAUUACGUAGACUGUGUAACUAAUUACAAAAGUGCGAGAAAUCAAAUUGCAAUGAUCCGAUUACGCACGACAAGACCACCUCUUGUGGGAGAUAAAUUUGCAUCAAGACAUGGACAAAAGGGAGUUGUUUCGAGGUUGUUUCCACAUGAAGAUAUGCCUUUUUCGGAGAGUGGAAUUGUCCCCGAUGUUAUUUUCAACCCUCAUGGUAUCCCCUCACGUAUGACCAUUGGUAUGCUUAUCGAAAGCAUUUGUGGAAAGGCUGCCUGCAUCUAUGGCAAGAGAAUUGACGCUACUCCGUUUAGAAAAUACACGCAGCAAAGAAGCUUCAACAACGAGUGGAUUGAUAAUUGUGGUGUUAAGGGAUUUCUCGAAAAGAAUAAACAAGGCAAAAAUAAAAGCGAAGAAGGUAGUAGUACCCACGCUCCUGCACAGAAUGUUGUUGGUCACGACCAUAAUGAAGAAAAAAAAAAUGAUAUUCCCAAUGGCGGGGAAACACAAAAAAGUGCAAAAAAUAAUAUCACAUAUGACGAAAAAAUUGACUACUUUGCAAAGCUGCUGCUAAACAAGGGCUACGAUUAUUAUGGAACGGAGUUACUGUACAGUGGCAUAUACGGGGUACCCCUCCAAGCGCACAUUUUCUUUGGCGUCAUUUAUUACCAAAGGUUACGACAUAUGGCUUAUGAUAAGGCGCAAGUCAGACGAACAGGACCAGUUUGUAACUUAACACAUCAGCCCUUGAAGGGCAAGAGAAAACAUGGGGGUAUCAGAUUAGGAGAAAUGGAACGAGAUGGGUUAAUAUCUCACGGUUGCAGUUUUAUAAUUAAUGAAAGGUUUCUCAUGAACUCAGAUGGACAUGAGUGCUUUGUUUGUCCCCAGUGUGGACUAAUCCUUUCCCCAAUUAUGCAAUUCACCUGUAGUGGGGAAAUGGUUAAGGGAAGAAGCAUUGGUGGUAAGAGCAAAAUAGCCGUUUGCAAGUCUUGUGGAGUUUCCUGUAAAAUAGUUUAUGUGCCUUAUGUUCUGCGCUAUUUACUAAAUGAGCUAAUCUGCCUAAAUGUGACCAUCCGGCUAAAUAUCAAGUCGGUGGAAAACAUGUUUGACAUGAAGUGA